Molecule: messenger RNA, 880 nt
Organism: Argiope bruennichi
Lineage: Eukaryota; Metazoa; Arthropoda; Arachnida; Araneae; Araneidae
Product: testis-expressed protein 30-like
Exons: 4
Coding region: 132-800 (222 amino acids)
Source: RefSeq, a predicted model, not a curated record
CCGCUGUGUGCGAGAGUAAAUUCGCAAUCCGCGAAAUUUGUUUAUUUUGUUUGGAUGGAUUUCAUCGCUAAAUAGGAAAAAUUAAUAUUCAUGCUUAUAAAUUCAUCUGAAAAUAAAGACUCAAUUGAAAAAUGAAUAUAUCAAUACCUUACAAAAACAAACUGAUUGAAGCUGUGGUUGAUUGCACUGCCUCAAAAAAAGAAGCUGAUCUUAGAGGAAGACAUUGGGUUGUUCUUACUCAUGGUGCUGGUGGUGAUUUGAAAACACCUCAAUUAAGUGCGAUUGCCACGUUUCUAUUAAAUGAAGGAUUUGCUGUUUUGCGUUUCACUUGUAAAGGUCUCAACAUUAAAUACCGAAUAAAUGUAUUCUGCGAGGUGCUUGCUUAUUUAGAAAAAGAAUAUGAGCCAAAGAAAAUUUUCGUUGGUGGUAGAUCAAUGGGCGCAAGAGCAGCUGUCAUGUUGACAUCAGAAAAUAAGGCUUUCGAUUCUAACCCAGUUUUUAAAAAAAUUACAGGAAUUAUUUGUUUGUCAUACCCACUUCAUAAAGUGGGUAACUUGCAAGAUUUGAGAGAUGAACCACUAAAAAAAUCUAAAUUACCCAUUUUUUUCUUAAGUGGUACAAAAGACGAAAUGUGUGAAAGCAAUGUUCUAGAAAAAGUAUUGCGCAGUAUGAAAUCACCAUAUAAAAUUCACUGGCUUGAUGGAUGCACGCAUUCAGCAAAACCAGUUGAAAACUAUCAAGAACACAUGCAUUGUGCUGCUUUUAAGGAUAUUUCAGACUGGUGCUUGUCUCUUAUUUAAUAACAUGUAAAUUUUAGUUAAGAAAUGUUUUAUUUUUAUUUGCAAGUUUAUUUUCUUAUGUAUUAAAAUGCAUUUUUUUA